This is a messenger RNA of Oncorhynchus mykiss (rainbow trout), 2902 nucleotides long. The record is from RefSeq and is a predicted model, not a curated record. Lineage: Eukaryota; Metazoa; Chordata; Actinopteri; Salmoniformes; Salmonidae.
AAUUGAUGCAGAUGAAAAGAAAGGAGAAGGGGGCAAAAGUACAGAUGGAGAAAAUGGAGAUGGAGGGAAGGAGAGGUCAGGUGCAAAGAGAGAAGAUGAUAAAACGUCAGGUGAAAAAAGUACGGAAGAGGAUAAGAGGUCAGGUGGAAACAAUGGAGAGGAUGAUAAGAGGUCAGGUGAAAAUGGAGAAAAAGAUUAUAAGAUGUCAGGUGAAAAAAAUAAGGAAGCGGAUCAGAGGUCAGGUGGAAACAGUUGUGAGGAUGAUAAUAGGUCUGGUGGAAACAGUGAAGAAGAUGAUGAGAGGUCAGGUGGAAACAGUAAGGAAGACGAUCAGAGGUCAGGUGGAAACAGUGUAGAAGAUGGUACAAGGUCGGGUGGAAACAGUAGUGAGGAUGAUGACAGGUCCGGUGGACACAGAAGAGGAGAAGGUUAUAAGAGGUCAGUUGGAAACAGUGUAGAAGUUGAUACAAGGUCAGGUGGAAAUAGUAGUGAGGAUGAUGACAGGUCCGGUGGACACAGAAGAGGAGAAGAUGAUAAGAGGUCAGGUGGAAACAGUGAGGAAGAGGAUAAGAGGCCAGGUGGUAACAGAGUAGGUGAUAAGAGGUCAGGUGGAAACAGUGAGGAAGAGGAUCAGAGGUCAGGUGGAAACAGUGAAGAAGAUGAUAAGAGGUCAGGUGGAAACAGUGAGGAAGAUGAUAAGAAGUCAGGUGGUAACAGAGUAGGUGAUAAGAGGUCAGGUGGAAACAGUGAGGAAGAUGAUAAGAAGUCAGGUGGUAACACUGAGGAAGAGGAUCAGAGGUCAGGUGGAAACAGUGAAGAAGAGGAUCAGAGGUCAGGUGGAAACAGUGUAGAAGUUGAUACAAGGUCAGGUGGAAACAGGUCUGAUGACAGGUCCGGUGACAGGUCCGGUGGACACAGAAGAGGAGAAGGUGAUAAGAGGUCAGGUGGAAACAGUGAGGAAGAGGAUAAGAGGCCAGGUGGAAACAGUUGGGAAAAGGAUAAGAGGUCAAGUGGAAACAGUGGAGAAGAUGGUAAGAGGUCAGGUGGAAACAGUGGGGAAGAUGAUAAGAAGUCAGGUGGAAACAGCAAGGAAGAGGAUCAGAGGUCAGGUGGAAACAGUAGAGAGGAUGAUAACAGGUCCAGUGGAAACAGAAGAGGAGAUGAUAAGAGGUUAGGUGGAAACAGAAAAAAAGAUGAUAAGAUGUCAGGUGAAAAAAGUAAGGAAGAGGAUCAGAGGUCAGGUGGAAACAGUUGUGAGGAUGAUAAUAGGUCUGGUGGAAACAGAGGAGAAGAUGAUAAGAGGUUAGGUGGAAACAGUGUAGAAGUUGAUACAAGGUCAGGUGGAAAUAGUAGUGAGGAUGAUGACAGGUCCGGUGGAAACAGAAGAGGAGAAGGUGAUAAGAGGUCAGGUGGAAACAGUGAGGAAGAGGAUAAGAGGCCAGGUGGAAACCGUGGAGAAUAUAAUAAGAGGUCAGGUGGAAACAGUGAGGGGGAGGAUAAGAGGCCGGGUGGAAACAGUGGGGAAAAGGAUAAGAGGUCAGGUGGAAACAGUAGAAAAGAUGAUAAUAGGUCAGGUGGAAACAGAGGAGAAGAUGAUAAUAUGUCAGGUGGAAACAGUGGAGAAGAAGGUGAUAAGAGGUCCGGUGGAAACUGAUGGGGGAGAAGGGUUUUAGAGGUCAGGUGGAAACAGUAAGGAAGAGGAUAAGAGGUCAGGUGGAAACAGAGGAGAAGAUGAGAGGUCUUUUUUUGGGGCAAACCUGUGGCAAACUUUCUGCAGUCUUGUGGAAAAUUUUAGGAAAACUAAAUAGUGUGACACAAAAUGUUGCCAGAAGUUUGCAAAUGUUUGCCACUAGUAGUUAAUCUGCGGCAAACCUUUGGCAACGGUAAUAUGUAUUGCCACUAGUGGCAAACAGUUGGCCAGAGGUUUUUUUCUUGCAAACAAUUCUCUUAAGAUUCUAUUUGAUUCUGUGGCGAACAUGUGGCAACAAUAUGUAUUGCCACUAGUGGUAAACAGUUUACCAGAAGCCAUUCUGGGUGAGCACACGAGUUCCAAGACCAGGAAUCGUUGAUGACCAAUCAUGGGGAUUACAAAAAAAGUUUGGAAAAUGGAAACCAAGUUAUCUAGCUCGCUACCUACCAAAGUCUGCCGCAACAAAUUCCUUUUUGUUACGUUAAUUAAACUUCCUAAUAAACUUUAAAAUUGUUAGCUGAUAAUUAUCACUGAGAAGAAUAUGAAAAUCAUACAGUCAAUGGUUCUGUAUUUCUACAUUGUUUAGAGGUCUACUCUAAGCAUGAGACACAUUUCAGCCAGCUUCCUGUUACAGUAUUACUACAUCCCAUACAUCCAGUACAUGCCAUUUGAUGUACACCUUGAUCUGAAAUACCAGUUUUGACAUGACAAUGAACACAGCAGGGGAGUUGGCUAAACACACAAACAUAUCUGGUACCAGGCUAGUCUACCACUGAGUCAAAUAAGAAACACUCUUUCCACAACAGAAGGAAGAAGAGGUCGCCAGAUUAUAUAUAAUGCUGCUCCAUAGUAAAUGACUUGCUAGGUGUCAGUAAUUGCCUCUUACAUCAGAACACCUGACAAAGCCUGGCCUUUGACCCUACCCCUCCCUCUCCAGUACCAGGGGUCAGUACAGACCCCACUGUGGCUGCAGUCCUGGGGGUCAGUUCUGCUGUCUGUCUCCUGGCUGCCCUGAUGGUGGACUACAGGAGGUACCACUCCUGCAGUUGCACUUGACUCAAUGUGAUGUGAAUGACUGCUGAUGGAAAUUCAGAAUCCAUUAGGGAUUUUUUUGUUUGUUUAUUGUCUGAACUUAAAAUGUAUUUCAUGCAUGUUCAGAAAUUGUUGAGACUGUCAACAAGAUAUGUAUUUUUCGUGCAUACAUUUUUGAUA